AUGCUUUCCACUUACUGCCCACAGCUCAUCCGCUCGUCAUAAUGAGGAGUGUGUACAUUACUGUCACAAUAUUGUUUUGUUUGAGCAGAACUUCCUUCGCUCCCUUUGCUGGCCCUUACAAUAUCGUCCCUUUAGAGUUAGGAAUGUGUCCCAGCUCUGAUUGCGAGUGUCCGAAAUUUACUUUCAGCAACUAUAAAAUAAGAAAGCUCAGCAGGUCGAGUUACGUUUACUCGGGGACCAUCAAUUCAACUGUUGACAUCAGCGAUGAUAUAAAGAUUGCAAUUAAUGUUUCUUCAUGGGGAAACGGCGGAUGGAAGCCGAAUUUUUUCUAUAACGAAAUGCUUGCAUGCUCUGGACUGGAAAAGUAUCUACCUGAGUUCAAACAUGAAAUGUUCUCGCGUGUCAACGCUUCUUGUCCUGCACCCGCUGGAGUUUACACGAUCGAGAAUUUGAGCUUUGUGCAAGAGAGCCCUGUCAUGCAGUCCCUUGUGUACGGAAAAUACAAGACGUGGAUAAAGGGCUACGAUAAGACAGGCAACUGUAUGGGAUGCGUGACCUUCAAUUGCAACAUCGUACCGAAACCGAAAAAAAAACAAAAUUAAAAUUAUUUUAUAUAUAUAAUAUUAUGUUUAUAUUGACGAUUGUCUGAGCUAACAUUUUUCUCGAUUAUUAUGCAAAUAAUAAAGCUAUUGUUUAAAAAAAAUACGCAUGGAUUAAAAAUUAACUAUUAAAUUAUUUCCAACCGAUAAAACUAUUUACAAGUGAACGCAAUAUAUUCACUAGUAUUAACAAACUAAAUCAAUAAAAACUGAAUAAUUAAUAGGUGUUUUACAAACCAGAGAACUCAAAUCGAGGAAAACGUAGAAAUUGAAGGGAUAAUUUAAUAUAUAGUUGA
Molecule: messenger RNA, 895 nt
Organism: Cimex lectularius (bed bug)
Lineage: Eukaryota; Metazoa; Arthropoda; Insecta; Hemiptera; Cimicidae
Exons: 4
Coding region: 42-602 (186 amino acids)
Source: RefSeq, a predicted model, not a curated record